CCACGAAGAUAAAAAUAUUUGAAUUGCGACGCAGAGAUAACGAACUGCUGUCAAUAUGGCGCAGAUUGAUAACUGACUGUAGAGCAAUGGCCGCCCUAUACACAGGCGUGUGUUUGUGCCUGACCGGAGUAUUAGUUCAAGUAAAAGGACAAGUUCUUUAUGACUACAGUAGCGGUACUGAGGUCACCCUUCAAACCCGAUCUGUAGCGGUGUCUGUUCCCGGGGGUCAGAAGUUCCCCUUUUUUGGACAAUUCUACGACACAUUCUACGUUUCCAAAGAUGGAGUGAUAGGAUUUAAUCCUGAAACCAGACAUAUCGCUGGAAAAAUCUACUCUUUUGACAGAGAAAAAUAUUUCAAUGAAUUAGAAGAUUAUCCCUUUAUUGCCCCGUUCCUUUACGGCGGGGCUCCUUUGCAGUCUCUUUUUUCCACCGGAAAUAAGAUUUAUGGAGGGAAAAUAUUUCACCAAUUGCUAUCUAAUGCUAACGGUGGGUCACGUGACCUUCAGCAGAUAGGCAGCUUCAUCAACGAUGCCUUUAUUGGUGUGUACAAUUUUACGCCAUCUUAUGGACUCCUUGUCACGUGGAAGAAUGUUACAGACGAAUAUCAACUUAACAUAGCCAGGUGUGACGAUGACACAAGACCAUGCAAGAAAAACACAUUUCAAGCGGUUUUAGUGACGGAUGGAAUCGACAGUUUUGCUCUAUUCAAUUACGAACAGACCGCAAUACAGACCAAUCCCUCAUACCAGGCUGGGUUCAACGCUGGGUAUGGAAGGGGGUGGGCCGAGGCUAUGCCAAGCUCUAAACUCCAAAACGCAGCCAACUUGCAAGGGAGCAACAUUACCGGACGCUACCUGUACAAAAUUGACAAAGAGCGGAUCGUAACGGGUGGAUGUAAUGGCGAUAGAACAAUUAGUCCAAAUGGUCAUUUGCAAGUGACCCCUGGGUUUGCUGGAAUGCUCGGCGGAGAAAUGCUUGAGGUGUCCGGGCCAUGUUUGGAACCAAGGGACCGGAUAUUCUUACGCUUUGGUACAGAAAGUGCAUACUCCCAGUGCAUCAUGGUUAACAGUAUGAAAGCACGAUGUCCAGUACCGAUGUUGUUGGAAAGAGGAGAGGUCAAGGUGUCCAUGUCAUUCGACGAAAAGGCGAAUUUUCACUACGAUGCCAAUAUGUUAAUCGUUCAUCCGAGCAGAAUGCCAGGAUCCACUAAAGUGAAGCUCCAUGACAACGGGCCGGGCCGUCGGUGGAACGAGACGACGGCUAGCGUCCUGACGCUGAGCUGGAACCCAGACCUCUUGUCCACUGAUCCACAGGCUCAAGUAGAUAUUAACUUUGUGGGCUUCAUUGAAAACACAAAGACGUAUCAGGCUGGAUGGAACAAACGCAUCACCUUGAACCAGCGGACUGUUCGUGUGGGUGAGAAAUCGUACUCGUUUAAUGCAUCUGAGGUUUUCUGCGAUGACGAAUGCUUUGAUUAUGAAGUUGGCGUGGUAGAAGUAAGCCUAACAGAUGUCUCAAAGGCCGCGCAGAGAAGAGUACUGCUCAGUGCAGUAGUGCCCAUGGGCUGGAUCGUGAACUCAAAGAUGUUGGGGAAGUAUGGCAGCAACUGGCAGCACGCUAUGUGUGUGGCGUGGUACGAGAAGGACAGACAAGACAUGCGGUGGAUGGAGCGACUGGAGUACUGUCCCUGUAACCUACAGCAGGCGCUGUCAGACUUCGGCAGGUGGCAGACAGACGUCGGAUGUAACCUGUACAGUGAUAGUCCUACCAAAUGCAGAUUCCAUUUGGGUGCAGUGCAUUGUGUCCGCGCAGUCCAACCAUCACGGUCCCCGGAUGACGCUGGAAAUCAGUGUUGUUAUGGUCAUGAUGGGCAACUUCGAUUUGCCGCCGAUACAUUCCAAGGUAGUACUCCCGACAGAAGCCAUGACUGGGGGGCCGCACCCUAUGUCAAGCCGGGCCUGGUCCCCUCCCUGUCCCACUGGCUCCAGGAUGUGGUCACGUUCUACUACUGUUGUCUGUGGACAGACUAUCAGGACUGUGAUUACUACAUGGACCAACGUGGAACAAGAGACUGCUCGGGCUAUUCUCCACCGAAACAAGCGAUGGUUUUCGGACAGUCUAACGUCGUGACAUUUGAAGGUCAGAGGUACCACAUUUGUGGGGAAGGAGACUUUGUUCUCUUAAAUUCAUCAAGCGUUAAAAUCGUCGGACGAUUCCAGAAGUCUCCGUUUCAUUCUCAGUACAAUAAGUCUGUCAUUCUUACUGCCGUGGGCAUUCAAAUAAGACAGGAAGUUGUCGAAAUCAAACUGAAAGGACCAGAAGUGGAUAGAAGCACUAGAACAUUAGACGUUGUAGUGAAUGGAGAAUUCCAUUACUUUGAUAAAGGACCUCGGCGAUGGAAGGACUUUGAAGAGUCCGCAGUUGUUAACAGUGAUGAUCGCGCUAAUACUAAAGAAUCCAACUUCACAGUAAUCGUAAAAAAUGGCGUAGGAAUACAAGUAGCUGAAGAGAACGACAUGCUCAGCCUUAUAGUCAUGAUUCCUCCACAUUUCAUGAGCUCUGGCUUGCUUGGUUCAUGGAAUAAUAACUCGGCCGAUGAUCUGUCUCCGGCGAAUGGGGGAGCUCCACUCGUGAAUUCUCAGCCCAAGCAGGUGUACGAACAAGUUGUUUAUAGCUGGGCAAUUGACAGGAAGAGUUCUUUUAUUCUCCCCUUCCCAAUCUAUGCCAAGAACAACUCGGUGCUGUGUGGCACGGUGCCUGGUCCCCAGCCCUCAUGUCGGUCAGACUCAGCCUGUGACUACGACCUGUGGAGCACGGGGAACGCCUCCCUGGCUCAGAGAACUCUACAGUUCUCUCAGAGAUACCAGGAAUUGAAGAAUGAAUUGAAACCAGUACGUUCUUGUGGUCUGUUGGAUGUUCCUCGGAGUAUAAAGGACAACUACAACUACAGUCUCGGUAGUACAGUAACGGUCCAGAGUUGUAGAAUUGGUCAUGUGACCGGAAAGACGCACUACACUUGUACUGAUAAAGGUGACGGUGUCCAGGAGUGGUCUCCCCCUGUCACAGCGUCCUGUCAAGUUGCUUCGUCAGAGAAGAGUUUGGAGGAUGGGGCUAUAGCAGGGAUCGUUAUAGCAGUGGUUCUGAUUCUGCUGGUCGUGAUUGUCCUGACAAUUGUCUGCUUCCGGCGUCGGGAGAAGUCUAAAAACGCCAAAUCACCAGAUAGCUCAACGUCGCAUAGCAAAAAUCCUUUACAAAGUGAGCCCUAUCAGUCCCGGUAUGAAACAUCCCUUCCGCCAGGAGGACAGAAAUACAAAACGGAAGCUAGUGUGUGAGAGAAAUGUUAUAGCAUGGACACAAACAUAGACUUUUACCUCUUUCCUUUAUGUGUAAUGAAGGAAAUAUUCAGGAACAAAACUCAAGGCUACAACGGGAAGCUGAUAUGGUUUGCUUUAGUCUGAUCUGUUGUGAUCACUUGUUAAUGCUAAAUAUGUGUAUAUAAAACU
Magallana angulata is the source of this 3503-nucleotide messenger RNA. RefSeq names its product sushi domain-containing protein 2-like. The transcript has 19 exons. The record is from RefSeq and is a predicted model, not a curated record. NCBI's taxonomy places the organism in Eukaryota, Metazoa, Mollusca, Bivalvia, Ostreida, Ostreidae. Gene Ontology annotation, biological process: cell-matrix adhesion. The coding region runs from base 87 to 3332 and encodes 1081 amino acids.